AUGGAUUCAAAUAAACAUGGUUUUAAUCUAUUUGGAAAUCAUAAAAUGAAUGAAUCAGUACCUGUUCAUUCUACACCUGGUAUGAAUUCAUUAUCACCAUAUUUGAAUUUUGAUCCAAAAUUAUUAAAUCCAAAUGGUUCGCAAUUUAUUCUACCUGAAGGACAAAAAGAAAAACGGGGUCGACUUGAAUUAAUGUUUUUUACAAUUGGUGGUUCUGUUAUUUCUGGUAGUAUGAUUGGUAGUAUAUCAGGACUUUAUCGAGGUAUUCGUGAAACUCGAGUUUUAACUGGAUCUGUACGAACUUCAUCAAUUAUUAAUUAUAUAGCACGUCAAGGUGCUACAACGGCUUCUGCUAUGGGUUCUAUUGCACUUAUUUAUAGUUUAAUUGGUACAGGUAUUAGUUGGACACGUGGUAUUGAUGAUGAAUUAAAUACAGUAGCAAGUGGUAGUCUAACUGGUCUAUUAUAUCGAUCAACAGCUGGUUUAAAAGGUGCUCUACGAGGAAGUUUAUAUGGUUUUGGAGUAUCAUCAUUAUAUGUAUUGCUUACAUCUAAAGAACGUCUUCAAACAUACAUGUAA
Molecule: messenger RNA, 579 nt
Organism: Rotaria sordida
Lineage: Eukaryota; Metazoa; Rotifera; Eurotatoria; Philodinida; Philodinidae
Source: the annotation of a GenBank genome assembly